UCAAUACAUUGUUGUCAGGUGUCUUUACAACACUCCUGUAAAAACAGCACAGAGCCGACCUUCCUGUUCAGGUGUCAUUUGUCGAAGUUUGUUUGCAGUCACGGAACUUCCCUGUUCUCCGCGAUAUGACCCUUGGAUAACUUUGCUCUGGCUGUUUAAAUUUAGGUGAACUUUUCAAGCCUUGAGACAUUAAAUAUUGUGUAAAUCUGCACCUGCUUUAGAGAUGGAGAAGGAGGCGGUGUUGCAUGAGGCUGGCCAGGCAGAUGGUGCAGACGGAGCUGCGCCGCCACAGAGCUUCACAGGUGCUUGUUGUCAUGGAGGAGCAAAGAUGGCGGUCCUGGCCUAUAGCCUGGGCAAACGAGAAAUAAAUCAACAUUUCACCAUUAAAAAUGCCAAAUUGAUAUCGGUGUUGGUCGUCAUUCUGCUCCUUGUGUUCCACACGGCUUCUCGGUAUUAUGGCGGUGGAGACUCCUGUGAAUGGCUGCUGUCCAGAGGACGCUACUUGGGGGAGAACGUAUGGCAGCCGUAUGGCUGCAUGAUGCACAAAUACAAAAGCACUGAAGCCAAAACCUGUCUAGCCCAAAAGCGGGUGGUCUUUGUCGGUGAUUCAAGAAUUAGGCAGCUAUUUUACUCCUACAUCAAACUUAUUGAUCCAGAACGAAGAGAAGAUGGAACCAAGCACGAGGACAUUUCCUUUGAAGACACUACUUCCUCUGUUUAUGUGGACUUCCUGUGGUAUCCAGAGGCAAAUAACUCCAUGAAAGAGCGUUUGAUAGCGUGGACACAUGAAGCUUCAGCAAAGCCAGAUGUGUUGGUCAUUGGAGCUGCCACAUGGUCUAUCAAGUUCCACAUGGGCAGCAGCGAGGCCCUGCAGCAGUACAAAGUCAACCUGACAGCCAUGGCCGCGCCCCUGGAGAAGCUGGCUGAGCACGGAGAGGUCUACUGGGUCCUACAAGACCCUGUGAAUGAGGAGGUGUUGAGUGACAACAGGAAAAUGAUCACCAAUCAGCAGCUCGAGUUUUACAACGAAGCAGCGGUCGAUGUGUUCAACGGCAGCAAGCGCAACGGCAGGUCCCGGGUCAAGCUGUUUGCCGCGUCCCGUCAGGCUGCUCUGGAAACCAUCACCAAAUCAGACGAUGGCUUGCACCUACCUGCGAGCACCAUGAAUGUGGGAGCCAUGGUCCUCAUGAACUCUGUGUGCAACAAAAUACUGAGGCCCAUAGACGGCUCCUGCUGCCAGACCCUACCACCUCCAAACCUCCUCCAGAAGCUGUCAGCAUGUUUCUUCCUGGGCUGUGCCGUGCUCUUCCUGGUCCUGCACGUCCUUGGCAACAACCGUCACCGCCGACCUGUGCCCCCGGAUGUGGAGAGCCUGGAGGAGAAGAAGCCGGUGACUGCAGCUGCACCCCUGGGCCCAAAAGCGCCCGUCCUGGCCAUCUGCAGGAUGGGCAUCAUCAUGGGUUAUUUUUACCUGUGUGACAGAGCUGAUGUGUUCAUGAAAGAGCAGAAGUUCUACACACACUCUACGUUCUUCAUCCCUCUCAUCUAUAUAUUUGUCCUGGGGGUGUUCUACAAUGAGAACAGCAAAGAGACCAAAUUACUCAACCGAGAGCAAACAGAUGAGUGGAAAGGCUGGAUGCAGUUAGUGAUCCUUAUCUAUCACAUAUCUGGAGCCAGUGCUUUCAUUCCAGUUUACAUGCAUGUGCGUGUGCUGGUGGCAGCGUAUCUCUUUCAGACCGGUUAUGGACACUUUUCUUUUUUCUGGCUCAAAGGAGACUUUGGACUCUAUAGAGUUUGCCAGGUACUUUUUCGUCUAAACUUCCUGGUCCUGGUUUUGUGUGUUGUUAUGGACAGACCCUACCAGUUCUACUACUUUGUUCCACUGGUCACCUUCUGGUUUGUGGUCAUCUACUCCACACUGGCCAUGUGGCCGCAGAUCCUUCAAAAGAAGGCAAACAAUAGCGGCAUUUGGCACCUCGGUAUCUUGGCAAAGUUGCUGGGUCUUAUGUUGUUCAUCUGCGUCUUUGCUUUUUCCCAGGGUCUCUUCGAGGGUGUCUUCUCUGUAUGGCCCAUCUCCACGCUCUUUGAGCUGAACGGGAGCAUCCACGAGUGGUGGUUCAGGUGGAAGCUGGACCGAUUUGCGGUGAUACACGGCAUGUUGUUUGCCUUCAUCUAUCUGGUGCUGCAGAAGUGCCAGGUGUUGUCUGAGGGGAAGGGAGAGGCCCUCUUCCCUGCCAAGGUCUCCAACCUGCUCCUCUUUCUGUCAGUCGUCUUCUUCAUUACUUACUCAAUAUGGGCGAGCGGCUGCAAAACCAAAACGGAAUGCAACGAGAUGCAUCCUUACAUUUCUGUGGUCCAGAUUUUGGCCUUCAUUCUCAUCAGGAAUAUUCCUGGUUAUGCCCGCUCUAUUUAUAGCUCAUUCUUUGCCUGGUUUGGAAAGAUCUCCUUGGAGCUGUUCAUCUGUCAGUACCACAUCUGGCUGGCUGCAGACACUAAGGGGAUUCUAGUCCUCAUCCCAGGAAACCCUUCACUCAACAUCAUGGUCAGCACCUUCAUCUUUGUGUGUGUGGCUCACGAGGUCUCUCUCAUCACCAACGACCUGGCUCAGGUGGUCAUCCCUAAAGACACCGUGGCCCUGUUAAAAAGGCUGGGGGCCAUGGGGGUCUGCAGUCUGGUUUUCUUGCUGCUGGCCAGAGGCAGCCAACCCACACCCUGAUGAGUACCUCUUGGUGGAGGGUGGGGUGGCCAUGCUAGGUUUGGAACCAGAUUGUAACCUGGAGCAGCAGGCUCAGUUUUUAAUGUACUGGUGGCUAAAGGAGACAUCCUCUGUUGUUUUGAGGAAGAACAAUGUCUAAGGCCGGCCCAGCUCUGAGCCAGGACUCUCAUCUCUUGACUGCUGUGAAAGUCGUACACUGAAGAAAAUAAAAAUGCCCAAGUAAGGGUGAGGCUGCUCCUUACAAGGCAUGUUUCAAGAGAAAAAAAAGUUUACAAUCUGUGGAUUCAAACGAAGUGCAAAGAAAACAUUUGGGGAUGUUGGAUUUUAAACAAAGAGGUCCUCUUCUUUCAAAACCUCAUGCUUGGUGUGUGAAAUUCUGCCUCUUUUUAGCCAAACACAUUAACAAGAAGUUAAUUUUGUGUCAUACAGUACUUCCUGUUGUUGCUCCACUCUGGGAGGGAUCACUAGGCACACACUCCGUCCACAUGACAGUAGCAGCUAAAGGCGAUUCACUCAGGUGGAUCCAUACACUACAUAUUCAGAUAUCUACAAGAAACGUUCAGAUUGUGCUGCAUUUUAUUACAAACGUUACUUUGUACAGUAUUUACAGUGACUUUCUAAAAAGAUUAGAUAUCUAAAUAUGCAAAAUAUGGACCAACAACUGGGCUUGGGUGAGAAAAACUGUCAGGAAUUAAGUUGGAGUGCAACUCGCUUCCCGUUGACACACUUUCGCUCAUUUUUGUCAGUAAUUUUAGAAAUGUUUGCCUUGUGCUGAGAGGUAUUGUGGCCACCUGCUGUAGCUCUGAGAUUCUAUGUGAUGUGUACAGUAUUUAAUGAUUUAAAUUAAGCUUCUAUUUUAUACACUUUCUUUUGUUUUGGCUUUGUUUUCUUUUGUACUUUGAGCUCAUGACUGCUGUUUGUGAAGGAAGUAUUAACAUAGUUUUGUACCCAUCCCAGCAUCUCAUAGAUGAUGACCUGCCUCAGAGACACGUUGCAGAGGUUGAGCCUUUACAGUUCAACUCCUGUCUGCUCACUUCAUAGUAAAUGUAUAUUUGUACAAUAGAGUGCAAGACUUUAUUUUAUACAGCAACGCUUUGGCAGUGUUUUGUAUUCCUCUAAUAUUCCUUUGCCGUUGCUUGCACACAUUACUCUACAAUAGGACUAACAGCAACAUUUAUUACAGAGCCGGUGAAGCUUCAUUCUACGAGUGAGUGAGUGAGUGAGUGAGUGAACAAGUGAUGCCUUUGAACGCUUCUCUCAGUGGCUUGUUCACAUGUACUUUGUCACAUCUCCUAAUGAGCCUGGGAUCACAGUCUUCUGUCUGUUUGCCACUUUGCAUCAGAGAGCCACAUCAACAUAAAGAAUGCACUGACCGUCCCGAUGAAACAUUACUGUUGCUUCAAGGAAACUAUUGUAUAUUUUGUCAGUUGACAAAUGGGCGACGUGUAUUGUGCCUCUAUAUUCCCACAGACAUCUAAGAGAGAUUAGCACUUUUACUGUAAACCUGCAGUUUUGUCAUCUUUGCAGUGAAUAUAAUGUUUAAUAUAAUACUGGGGCAGAUACUUUCUGCACUUUGUAUGAAUUUGUGUUGCAUACUUGGUUGUAAAGAUUGAAGCCACAAUGGGUUUCUUCACAUUAAUGUUGAUUUCAAAAGAAAAGAAAAAAAACAUGGGUCCACCGAGGAUGGUUUACCUCUUAUGCGGAACAGUUUGUUUUCGAAUUUCCCUGCCAUUUAAUCAAUGAUGUGCUGUUUAUGUUUUCAAACUGCAUAAGCGCCAAUUAAAAUAGUAAUUUCUCUAACAAGUCAACGCUUCAUCAUGUUGAAAGGAAGUUCACUGCUCCUUUUCCUUAUCAUGUACUGCUCUACAGCUAUGAAUUUGGUAAUUGUUUCAGGCCUUCAGUCUUUUUGGUCAUGUAAAAGCAACAACUAUUUAUACCCGUGUGCAGGGCCUAUUUGAAAUAUGUUACAUGUAAAUCUUUUUGUGAUGUCUUAAAAUGUGAAAUGUAUCCAAAUUAUUUAUAAAUGCCUUUAUUCUGUUGUACAUUGUUAAUAAUACCUUCAUAAAAGGA
Messenger RNA from Notolabrus celidotus (New Zealand spotty), 4786 nucleotides. It is a transcript of the gene casd1, whose product is annotated as CAS1 domain containing 1. The transcript has 18 exons. Gene Ontology annotation, cellular component: Golgi membrane. The record is from RefSeq and is a predicted model, not a curated record. The coding region runs from base 224 to 2716 and encodes 830 amino acids. Gene Ontology annotation, molecular function: N-acetylneuraminate 9-O-acetyltransferase activity. NCBI's taxonomy places the organism in Eukaryota, Metazoa, Chordata, Actinopteri, Labriformes, Labridae.